AUGGCGAUUGUAGAUCAAGUGCUCAAGCGCAUUCCGCAUGCUGCUCCACUCGAGCAGAUCUUGGCUGCGCUUGUAGCUGUCGUCGCUUUAUUCUUCUUUAUACUACUAUUAUCCAUAUAUUAUCUCUACGGCUUUGCUGGAUGUUUCACUUUGAUCCUAAUCACACUUAGUUUGGGGCUCCGUUGGGUAUAUUUUAAUGGUGUCGGGGUGAUGGGGUGGCAAAGUGCAUGGCUACGCAACUCGAAUUUGUUGAUCAAGUCCUUAUCUAGUGAUCCGAAGCAUAAAGGAACGCUGAGGGUCGUUUGCAUCUCGGACACACACACCAAGCACCGCCGCAUUCAGAAUUUGCCAGAUGGGGACGUGCUGCUUCACUGUGGUGACUUUACGAACCGUGGCACUCACGAUGAGAUUCGCGAUUUUAACGACUGGUUGGGCACGUUACCACAUCGACAUAAAGUGGUCAUCGCAGGAAAUCAUGAUGUUAGUAUGGAUGCAGUUGAGUACGACCAGCACUGGGACAAAGCGUUUCGUCACAUGGAGUACAACGACCCCAGUCUUUCCAGAGCUUUGCUUACUAAUUGUACGUAUUUGGAAAAUCGUUCAAUUGUGAUAGAAAAAAUUAAAUUUUAUGGGUCUCCCAUGACUCCGCUGAUCUCCGGACGUGCUGGUGCAUUUCAUUUGGCACGAGGCUUUGCAGACCAGCAGCAUUGGAAUAAAGUCCCCGCUAACGUGGAUGUGCUAGUGACCCAUGGACCACCGUAUGGUAUUUUGGAUUUGACGGUCACAGGACAUCAUGUUGGUAGUGAAACUUUGUUAAGGGAAACAUUGUCAAGAAUUCGACCCCGUUACCAUGUUUUUGGACACAUUCAUGAAGCGUAUGGAGCCACACGUGUGGGAAAUACCGUUUUUGUGAACGCGGCGACUAGUACACUGCUGACGAAGCCUUAUCAUGCACCCAUUGUGCUCGAUAUUCCAAUACCAUGCUGA
Molecule: messenger RNA, 987 nt
Organism: Plasmopara halstedii
Lineage: Eukaryota; Oomycota; Peronosporomycetes; Peronosporales; Peronosporaceae
Product: Phosphoesterases
Exons: 1
Coding region: 1-987 (328 amino acids)
Molecular function (GO): hydrolase activity
Source: RefSeq, a predicted model, not a curated record